GGAAGUUGUUUGGGCGUUUGUUUUUACUGGUCUGAGAAAGUUUAAUUGUUAAAUCGUCCCGGUUUUGAUAAUGUAUUCACGUUUUGUUUUUUGAAAACAAAACUGAGUAAUUCAUUAGGUGGUAUUAGCGCCAUUCAAAAACAAACUAUUAUUUAUCAGUUCUGAUUGUGUUUAAAUGGGGCUCGCUGAUCUAUUUUUCUGGCGCAUGUUUUGAUUAGACGACAGUUAAAUAUAUUUUAACGGUUUCAGAGUUGCAAAGGCGUCAGUGAAUUCAAGAAGGAAAAAAAUAAAAAGCAAACUUCAUAGUUUCUCAAAAUGGCAAAGCCUGGGCUUCCCUUACCUAAAAUGGCGGCCGGACGGCUUCACUCGCUAUAGAAGCCCAUUCCCCGCCCUGUUAUGUGAGGGCACGCCCCCAGUAAGCUGGUUACACUGGUUUCUGUUGCGAUGAUACGGUCGUUUAGAAACGGGGCUGGAUCUGUCAGUUUAGUUUUAACUGUGCUGGGCUUGAGAUACGCCACUUGUUCCGGGAAAGAUCGAUUGCUGUCUUGCCUGUCGAAGCCUCCUCUCUCCCAGUGCUCCCAGUUCUCCCAGUCUGCUCCGGUUUGCUUUCUCGCCAUGCCGCCCCUCCACUCGAACGCGCGCUGCCGGGUGUACCCGGGCUCGGAUGUGGCGCGGUGGCCCGUCCCGAACGAGGGGGUAAGCUGGGGGUCAGCGUGCCCGCAGUACAGCCCGGUCCGGUAUACAGCGCCGAACGUGAGCAGCGGGCCAGUGUGGGCCGACCCAGAGAUUGGAGUGGACAGCGGGUUCUGUCCUAAGUUCAAUGCGCUGGACAAUGCAGUGGACAGACGCAGCCAUGAGGGGACAUACAGAGUGGAGAACGGCUACCCACUGAACCCUCAUGGUCGAACUGGGAUUACUGGGAGGGGCUUACUGGGACGCUGGGGUCCCAAUCAUGCUGCCGAUCCCAUCAUCACCAGGUGGAAGAGAGACAGCGAGGGAAGGAAGGUUUUGCACCCGGGUUCAAAGAAUCCCAUCCUGCAGUUUGUGUCAAUCAAGCGCAAGGACUGCGGAGAGUGGGCCAUUCCAGGGGGAAUGGUGGAUCCGGGAGAGAGGGUCUCGGUGACUCUGAGGAGGGAGUUUGGGGAAGAGGCCCUGAACGCACUGCAGAAAACAAAGGAGCAGAGAGAGACGCUGAAGCAGCAGAUCACAGAGCUCUUCAACAGCCCCAGCUUUCAGGUGUAUAAAGGCUACGUAGACGAUCCCAGAAACACCGACAAUGCCUGGAUGGAGACUGUAGCUGUCAACUACCAUGAUGCCUCAGGUUCCAGUGUGGCUCAGUUGCCUCUGGAGGCCGGUGACGACGCUGGGAAGGUGGCCUGGGUGGAGAUCGACUCCACUCUCCAGCUGUACGCCAGCCACGCGCGAUUCCUUGAGAUAAUCGCACGGGAGCGAGGCGCGCACUGGGAGUGACAUCAUCACACACGCGAGCGCGUGACAUCAUCACGCUGGGAGCGACAUCAUCACACACACACAUGCAUGACAUCAUCACACACACACAUGCAUGACAUCAUCACACACACACAUGCAUGACAUCAUCACACACACACAUGCAUGACAUCAUCACACAGAUGCACGCGCACACAUGCAUGACAUCAUCACACAGAUGCACGCGCACGCACACACAUGCAUGACAUCAUCACACAGAUGCACGCGCACGCACACACAUGCAUGACAUCAUCACACAGAUGCACGCACACACACACGAACGCAUGACAUCAUCACGGUACGCUGGGAGGGACAUCAUCACGUACACACAUGACAUCAUCACACAGACACACGCGAGAGCAUGACAUCAUCACGCACAUACAUGACAUCAUCUCACACACACAUGCAUGACAUCAUCGCAUACCGGGAGUGAGGAUCAUUGUGGAGUGUGUUCAGGCAUGGAAAUAAGACUCCUAUUGCACAGCAGUGUGAUCCAUUCCAGGUUUUACUACCAGCUUGAUCAGCCCCCAGUGUGUCUAGGUAACAAGCUCAGAUGUGUCUGAUUAUUAAACUCCCAGUGAAACCAGGAAUGAAUGUGUGUGUAACCAAUGUGUUGAAUGUGGUGCUGCAUUUGAAAAUAAAAACUACUGACAGAUUUAA
Molecule: messenger RNA, 2145 nt
Organism: Acipenser ruthenus (sterlet)
Lineage: Eukaryota; Metazoa; Chordata; Actinopteri; Acipenseriformes; Acipenseridae
Gene: nudt9
Product: nudix (nucleoside diphosphate linked moiety X)-type motif 9
Exons: 8
Coding region: 445-1470 (341 amino acids)
Molecular function (GO): ADP-ribose diphosphatase activity
Source: RefSeq, a predicted model, not a curated record